AGUAGACCAAAUCAUCCCAAGGGUAACUUCAUCAUUAGAAAUCUUUUACCAAAAAAUAUUCUUCACAGGCCACCUUCCAACCGUAGCGACGUGCAUUUCAAACCAAACCACCCAUGCAUGCAUGCAUGCAGACCAUUCCUUCACAACAUAUGCUAACCAUAUAUAAACUCUCUCCUCCCCCAUGUUUAUCUCGGGCCUCACAAUCGAGGAGAAGGCCUCCAAGGCCUAGGGGACCCAUCUCUCUUCUUUCUCUCCUUCAUGGAGAAAGAAGAGAAUGAUGGCAUUCUAACCACCACCACCACCACCACCACCACCACCACCAAUUCUGUCCCUCCUCCUCAUGUACCACCAUCCAAGAAGUGCAGCCGCUGGAACCUCUUCCGAGCCACCCUCUUGACAAUCCGCCGCCAUCGCCAACCAGACAAGAAGGCCUACAUCCAUGCGAACGCUCCCGAUUCUCCGGCCGAAACUCGCAGCAUCUGGAGGAGCCUCCUCUGUGGCAUGCGCCCCCUCCACCUCCACCCGCUCGAAUGCAGCCCAUCUUUGUUGCCACGAGCGCAGCUGGUCGAGCAUGAAUUGUUUCAUGACACGCCCCUCCCACCACCAUCACCAGGCUGCUCGGAUGAAGGCAUAAGCCGCUAUGCCUCCGCAGAGGACCUCCAAGCUCUCGGCGAUGACGAGGAGGAUGCCACCGAUGAGAGCGGAGCCUCGCAUUCGAUCGACAUGAGAGCUGAGGAGUUCAUUGCAAGGUUCUAUGAGCAGAUGAGGCUCCAAUGCUUGGACUCCUGCAGCGAUCAAGACGACUAGACCGUCGAAGAAAAUUGUUGAAGGAAAUAAAUAUUGUUUCAAUUUUCUUGUGUUAUUUUUCGCAGAUGUAAUUUUUUUUCUUAAUUUGACGAAAGGUGGCAAGGCUAAUGAUGAUAAUUCUCAUCAUUUCAUCA
Molecule: messenger RNA, 941 nt
Organism: Phoenix dactylifera (date palm)
Lineage: Eukaryota; Viridiplantae; Streptophyta; Magnoliopsida; Arecales; Arecaceae
Source: RefSeq, a predicted model, not a curated record